Coccinella septempunctata (seven-spotted ladybird) is the source of this 3155-nucleotide messenger RNA. It is a transcript of the gene Rat1, whose product is annotated as 5'-3' exoribonuclease 2 homolog. The transcript is spliced from 6 exons. Bases 137 to 2953 code for a protein of 938 amino acids. The record is from RefSeq and is a predicted model, not a curated record. Gene Ontology annotation, biological process: nuclear-transcribed mRNA catabolic process. Gene Ontology annotation, cellular component: nucleus. NCBI's taxonomy places the organism in Eukaryota, Metazoa, Arthropoda, Insecta, Coleoptera, Coccinellidae. Gene Ontology annotation, molecular function: 5'-3' RNA exonuclease activity; RNA binding.
AAUCUUUAACCAUCAUAAAAUAAAGUAAGUUUGUGUUCCGUGAUCACCAAUUUGGCUUCUUAGAAACGAGUGUUUUGUUUCCAAAUAACUGGAAUGAAAAUUUUUGUACCCGCAAGAAACUAGAAAAAUACUUUAAAUGGGAGUACCAGCUUUUUUCCGUUGGCUGAGCCGAAAAUAUCCAUCAGUUAUCGUGCAUUGUGUAGAACAGAAGCCAGUUGAUGUGAAUGGAGUCAAUGUACCAACUGACAGUUCUGAACCCAAUCCAAAUGGAAUUGAAUUUGAUAAUUUGUAUCUCGACAUGAAUGGUAUUAUUCAUCCUUGUACACAUCCGGAAGACGGCAGCCCAACUCCCAAGAAUGAAGACGAAAUGAUGAUUGCUAUUUUCAAUUGUAUUGACAAGCUCUUCAAUAUUGUGAGACCACGUAAAGUAUUGUACAUGGCUAUUGACGGAGUGGCUCCUCGAGCAAAAAUGAAUCAGCAAAGAUCAAGACGUUUCAGAGCAUCUAAAGAAAGUGUUGAAAAAAUUAAUGAGAUUAAAAGAAUUCGGGCUGAAUUACUUCUUAAAGGAGUAGAGUUACCUCCAGAAAAAAAGAAGGAAGAACAUUUCGAUUCUAACUGUAUAACACCAGGAACUCCAUUUAUGGCGAGAUUAUCUGAAUGCUUGCAUUAUUAUAUUCAUGAUAGAUUGAAUAAUGAUCCAGGGUGGAAAAAUAUCAAGGUAGUUCUAUCUGAUGCAAAUGUACCCGGAGAAGGAGAACACAAAAUUAUGGAUUUUAUUAGAAGGCAAAGAGCCCAACCUGAUCAUGAUCCUAAUACUCAACAUGUACUUUGUGGGGCAGAUGCUGAUCUGAUAAUGUUAGGGUUAGCAACUCAUGAACCUAAUUUCACUAUUAUCAGAGAAGAAUUUAAACCUAAUCAACCUAAACCAUGCGACAUUUGUGCACAAAUCGGUCAUGAAACUAAGGAUUGCAUUGGAGGUGUAAAGAAUUCAGAACCAGAAAUUAAGGUAUUUUCUGACGUACAGUAUAUCUUUGUGAGACUCAAUGUAUUGAAAGAAUAUUUACAAAAAGAAUUAGUAAUGCCUAAUUUGCCAUUCAAAUAUGAAUUUGAAAGAGCUGUCGAUGAUUGGGUCUUUAUGUGUUUCUUUGUUGGAAAUGAUUUUUUGCCACAUUUACCAAGUUUAGAAAUCAGGGAAGGAGCAAUUGACAGAUUAGUCACUUUAUACAAGGAUUGUGUUUACAGAACUGGGGGAUGGUUGACAGAUAGUGGAGAGGUAAACUUGGAAAGAGUACAAGUAAUUAUGUCGGAACUUGGUAAAGCUGAAGAUGAAAUCUUCAAAACAAGGCAACAAAGGGAACUUUCCUUCAAGGCUAGGGAGAAAGCUAAGAAGAGGCGCUCAGAAGGAGCAUAUAACGAAAGGAAACCCAACUGGCAACUCGUGAGAGACACUCAAUUUGCGCCACGGUCUAUUGACACUAGAACCACUCCAGUACAGAAUGCUAGAAACGAGGCCAUGAUGAUCAGAAAAGCCGGAAUGCAUACACAAGUUGAUAAUCAACUUCAAACUGUAUCUGCUAAAAGCGCCCUUGAAUCUAUGAUUACACCUGUAGGUUCGGAGGAUCAGCGCAGAGGGGUCAAGAGAAAAGCUGAAGAUGAAGAAGAAGAAUCAGACGAUGAUCAAGCACAUGAUGAGGUCAGAUUGUGGGAAGAUGGUUUCAAAGAUCGCUACUACGAGUCUAAAUUCGAUGUUUUACCGAAUGAUUAUGAAUUCAGAAAUUCUGUGGCACUGCACUAUGUGAGAGGUCUUUGCUGGGUGUUGAAAUAUUAUUAUCAGGGAUGUGCUUCGUGGUCGUGGUAUUUUCCUUAUCAUUAUGCACCGUUCGCAUCAGACUUUGUGAAUAUUUCUGGAUUGAGUACUGAAUUUGAGAGCGAUACAAAGCCUUUCAAGCCAUUGGAGCAACUUAUGGGAGUGUUUCCAGCUGCUUCUAGUAAACAUGUACCUGAUCUUUUUGCCAAGCUGAUGUCUGACCCAGAAUCCACAAUUAUAGACUUUUAUCCUGAGGACUUCAAAAUUGAUCUCAAUGGCAAAAAAUUUGCAUGGCAGGGUGUGGCUUUGCUUCCCUUUGUCGAUGAAAAACGUCUUUUCAAAGCUCUUGCUCCCCUUUAUUCCCAAUUAACAGAUGCAGAGAAAAAAAGAAAUUCUCUUGGGGACGAUAGACUCUAUGUAUCGAAGGGACAUCAUGGGCACCCGUUAUUGAACGGCCUAUAUAUAAACGACGUGAGUGUGGAGAUGGAGACACACGUUUCAUUAGAUGGAAUGGCCGGUACUGUUCUCCUAUCAGAAAUCUGUAUAGAUGAAGGAGGAAGUUUGAGUUCACCCGUUAAGGGAUUAUCGGUUGUGUCGAACAACAUGGUAUGUACUGUAAGAUACCGUUAUCCGCAGUACACGAAGGGAUUCAUUUUUCCCGCUAGAAAACUUGAAGGUGCUAAGGAUCCCCCUACUGUACUGAAACCGUCCGAUUUGACACCACAACAAAACAGACAGUGGAGGGCGCAGACCGGAAUGGUACCAGCUACCCAAAGGGCCUAUUUGGAUAGGCCUGGGCACAGAAUGCUCAAUCAUCAUAUACCUUCUUUCAACAAUGUUCCUCCUCCUCAGAAUAUGGAUAGGAGACAGAAUAGUUAUCAACAGAACAGUUACCAACAGAACAGUUACAAUUCGAGAGGUGGUAACCAUAAUUCCUACCAGAGUCAAAGAGGAGGAUACGGCAAUAGUAGGGGCAAUUAUCGUGGUGGAUAUAAUUCCAAUAAUAGUCAACAGUCAAGCAGAGGGAAUUAUCAUUCACAACAGAAUAGAUAUCAGCCUUAUGACAGGAAUCAGCAUCAGGAAAGAAGACCACCAGGACCAUACAGGGAUAGAUAUCAAUCAAGUAAUCAAGGUUACAGGCAAUGAAAGUUUUUGGAUAAGAAUAAUAUUGACGUGGAAUUAUUUUAUAAUUAUCAAUUGAAGUAAAGGAUGAAUUGUUUCGAUUUUUGUAUAUAACCAGUUUGUUUUACAAAAAAAGCAAGUUUAGUUACUUGGAUUGAUUUUAUAAUAAUAUGUAUAUGAUAUGGAGUAUCACUUGAGUAUUUUAGAUUAAAUCGUUUGGAAGGAA